Medicago truncatula (barrel medic) is the source of this 750-nucleotide messenger RNA. RefSeq names its product UPF0098 protein CPn_0877/CP_0992/CPj0877/CpB0906. The record is from RefSeq and is a predicted model, not a curated record. The transcript has 2 exons. The coding region runs from base 80 to 586 and encodes 168 amino acids. NCBI's taxonomy places the organism in Eukaryota, Viridiplantae, Streptophyta, Magnoliopsida, Fabales, Fabaceae.
AACGCAAAUUAAUCAAUUAUAGCAUUUGCAAAAUACGCAACAAAGUGCACAAAUAGUAAGCAUAUUUACAUUGCUAUCCAUGGCUAGCAAAGAAUUCAGGUUGGUUUCACCAGCAAUUGACAAAGAAGGAGGUGUCAAAUUACCAAGAUAUUACACACAUGAAGGCGUAGGUUCAAAGUGGAAUAUAUCUCCACCUCUAGAAUGGCUUAACGUUCCUCCCAAAACCAAGAGCCUAGCUCUUUUGGUGCAGGAUGUUGACACCGUGGAUCCAACUGGACGCACGGUGCCAAUCACCCAUUGGGUAGUGGUCAAUAUUCCGGCAACUUUGACAAAGUUGCCAGAAGGAUUGUCGGGAAAGGAAGAUGAAAUGGGAGAUGAGUAUAAUGGAAUUGAAGAAGGAGUUAAUGAUUGGAAGGUGAAUUUGUGGCGUGGUCCUAAGACUCCUAACUAUGGUGAUAGGUUUGAGUUUAAGCUCUAUGCUUUGGAUGAUCAUAUGCACUUUGAUAAUCAGGUGACAAAGGAGAAGCUGUUGGAUGCAAUAACAGGCCAUAUACUUGGAGAAGCUGUAAUGAUUGCUACUUUCUGAUAUAUGCACUGCCAUCUUAACAAGGCCAUGAAGAUUAGUCCAAAGAAUGUUCACCUAUAUUAUUUCUGCUUUUGUAAUUUUUUUUUGUGUAUAUUAUAUUUUACUUUGCAUGUAUUUUGUCAAGUUUUGUGAAAUACUAUAAAUCUUUACAGGACGUGAAGUCA